This is a messenger RNA of Gracilinanus agilis (Agile Gracile Mouse Opossum), 527 nucleotides long. RefSeq names its product chromosome 6 C4orf48 homolog (gene NICOL1). The coding region runs from base 1 to 285 and encodes 94 amino acids. The transcript has 3 exons. NCBI's taxonomy places the organism in Eukaryota, Metazoa, Chordata, Mammalia, Didelphimorphia, Didelphidae. The record is from RefSeq and is a predicted model, not a curated record.
AUGGCCGCUCGGCCCGCCACCGGGACCCCGGUUCCGACGCUGUUCCUGCUGUUGCUGCUACUGCUGCUGGUGGCCGCACCCGGGCUUCUGAUGGCCGAGCCCGCAUCAGGAAGUGUCAUCCCGGCUGAAAGCCGGCCUUGUGUGGAUUGCCAUGCUUUUGAGUUCAUGCAGAGAGCCCUCCAGGACUUGAAGAAGACUGCCUACAGCCUUGACACACGGACAGAGACACUCCUCCUACAGGCUGAAAGAAGAGCCCUGUGUGAAUGCUGGCCGGCUGUGUCCUAGGCCAACUUCAGCAUUUCCAUUCCACCCUGCAGUUAAAAAAAAAACUGCAGGAAACUUUGGCUCAAGAUGUAAGCAUCUGAACUGCCCCAGAAGGAAAGGGGUUGUUCCUCCCCCUCCCUCCAGAGCACAUCUCCCCCGCUUCUGCCUGCAUCACCUCAGCUGUGGCCCCUGCACUGUGAACACCUGUCUGUGGCCUAGGGAGCAGGGCUCCUGACACAAGAGUUGUCUCCUGUCCCUCCCAC